Molecule: messenger RNA, 2726 nt
Organism: Brienomyrus brachyistius
Lineage: Eukaryota; Metazoa; Chordata; Actinopteri; Osteoglossiformes; Mormyridae
Gene: cmtm7
Product: CKLF-like MARVEL transmembrane domain containing 7
Exons: 6
Coding region: 313-993 (226 amino acids)
Biological process (GO): myelination
Cellular component (GO): membrane
Molecular function (GO): structural constituent of myelin sheath
Source: RefSeq, a predicted model, not a curated record
AGAAUGCAUAUCCUACAUCUGCCCCCUUAAUUUCCCACUGGUCAGCGGAUGACCGUUUUCAGUUUGGGAGUCUUAAGGAGGAUUGCGUACCAAAACCCAGCAUAGGAUUAAAAACAAAACCGAGUGCGUAAUUUUGAGAGAAAUUGUUAGAAAGACGGAAAGAAGAAUAGCAUACAAUAGAAUGUUUACGAAUGACUGUUUCUGCUCUUUAAAACGUGGAUAUUUUUUGCUCAGUGACUGAGGGGCGAAUUACUCGGAUCAGAAAUCGGGAUCGCCUGUUACAGCGUUUCUUUUAAUUGUUGAAGGGGCGUCAUGAGCGACAGCACCAGGUCCAGCCGUGUCAUGAGCCCCCCGAGCCCGGAGCCCGGAAACGUGCGGGGCUCAGCGCAGCUCUACGACUGGCGCUUCACCCGCACCGCGCCGGGGCGCCUCACUGUCGCCGAAAUUGUUUUUGGCCUUCUGGUGUGGAUGCUGAUCGCGGGCACGGAUUACUCCAGUGUCCCAGCACUUGGCUGGCUGAUGUUUAUAGCGGUGGUCUGCUGGCUGCUGACCGUAUUCUUCUUUAUCGUGUACCUGACCUCGGCCUACUCCAGGAUCCCUCUGCUGCCCUGGAGGACUGUGCUAUCCCUGCUCAUCGCCUUCCUCUGUGUCUACUGUGAGUUACGGUGGUAUGGUCCCUCGGGCUUCCUGUACUUUCAAGUCGUCACAUUGUGGUUCCACAUCGCCUUUCUUAUCUUCCUGAUCAUGCACGUCUUCGACCUUCAAACUAAAAUGCCGUGCAUUAAUUGGACGAUCACGGAGUUUCUGCACUACGUGUUGGGCUUCUUCCUCGUCUUCAUCGCCUCCAUAGUGGUAGGCGUGCAGAGUCACGGGUACUCGUCUUUCGUCGCUGGUUCAGUUUUUGGAUUUAUCGCUGCCUUCUUGCUUGUGCUCAGCCUAUGGCUGUCCUACCGGGUCACAUUUGGCCGUCAGCAAAUGACUGUAGGUGUGUAGUCCAGCUGGGUCGUUUCCACCAAGGGUGAUGCGAUACCAUCCUGCCCAGCAGCUUUGAGCCUCAGAAGAUGAUGUGCAGAUCAGUUCUUCUGUCCACAGCACCUGAUGCAGUAUCGCAAGCACAAUCUAUGAGUGUUAUUUGUUGUUUCUGGAGAAAGUCUACAUUUCAGUUGCCCUCGUCAUGAUUUUCUCACGAAGCACCUUUGAUUUACUUCACAGUGUGUCUGAAAUUACUAUGCAAAUUUGAUCGUUUUAAAUAUCUUUUGAGCACCUUGAUCAAGUUGGCCAAUGACUAUACAUGCUGAGCGAAUACUUUUAGAUGAUGAAAGUUGCUUUAGGCUCUUCAGAUGAACUGUAAAAACAAAAAAAGCAGGAAAUGGCUGUCUGGUAGUAUAAUGCAGCCCAUGUCUGAAUGGGUAGGAUUUUGAAACUGUAUGCAAAAUGUAUGUAAACAGAAAUACAAUUUAAAUAUCUUUUCACAGCCUAGGAACAAGACCACCUUUCUUCUCAAUAAACUUAUUCCGUCUUUCAUCCGUAGAACUUGCAUGGUAUGUGAAUUUGGUUUCUGGGGUUACAGCCAGGGCUGCCCGUUGAAAGGCAUCUCUCCCACCUCUGACAUACUCUUGUAUUGUUUGUCUUGUAUUGAUUCCAACUCUCGUUAAUACCGGAUUUCACUGGUGCCGACAUGUUCUUGAUGGGAUUCUGGUUGGAUGCUAAGUCUUCAGCUUUCUUUGCUGGGAACCCUUUUCCAGCUAGGAGGUCUGCAGGACUUGGAGAAGCCUGUGAAGGGGCAUGGUCUUGCGGAAGGAUGCAGUCCUUCUUAAAAGCUCGGCUUUGGCACAUCUGCGCAGAUCUUGAUCCCAGCACCUCCCUGCUGCUCUCUCAGUCUUGCAGGAGCUUCCCGAUCACACAAGUCCCGCCCUUUGCCCCCCCCCCCCCCCCCAUCUGGCCCAUCCUGCCUCACCCUUCAUUCCUCAGUAAUAAUCACCUGACUAAAGUCAGUCAGUUUUAAGCCUUUUCUGCCCACUUACUCCAUUUCUGAAUGUGUGCUCGACAGAGGGGUGGCCUGCUAAUCGACCAGCGAUCUAAGGUUUCUGCAUCCCCUGUCACGUUCUACACCCGACACACCUGCCUUGAUGAAGAUUUCUGAGCUCCAUAAGGGAUAUUUAAUUAGAAUAUGCUUCAGUUUACAUUCUUCCCGGGCACUACUGCUCUUGUCUGUUCCCUGCUUUUUUCCGCAGUCCGUGGUCUCUUUAUAAUGUCUUUGAAAUUUCUGGUCUUUUACCAACGCACAAUACCUAGACCAUUUUCCGAUUCUCCCUGGCUGACAGGUCCCCAUUUUGAUUUGUAAAUACAAAAAUAUUCACAGUUCUUCUUCCUGUCUGGUGUUAUUCUUUAGGCUGCAUAAUAACAUCUGACAGCGGUUUUCUCAUUGGUUGUUGUUAACUGCAACUUAGAGGCCGCACAAUGUUGUAUAACAGGUAGAAACAUGAACAUUUUGUCUUAUCUGUCCUUAAGGUAUUUAAAAGUAUUACACUUGCAUAAUCAUUUCAGACCCACAAAGUGCCUUUGUUUGUUUACUAUAAACUUUAUUUUUAUUUGCUUCAGCACAGAUUUUUAUAUUUUAUAGUAAGACAUUUUCAGAUAUUAAAGAAAAAGAAAAAACGGUUUUACACUUUGACUGUAUUUAUGAAUUGUAUCUUCUCAUUAAAACAUUUAUUAUGUAUCAUUAA